AUGGGCGUGGAAAAAUCGUGUUAUUCAAUUGUAGAGCAGACGUUGGUUGAGAUAGAAGACAGCGCGGGACUGGGAGCUGGUUUGCCCUAUGGAAUGACCAGAAUUUACCCGAAGAACUGGAUUUCGCAGUUGCAAUUGGCAUAUAGAAACUGUUCCCGACAGCGUCGCUUCACCUACAAGCAGAAUGCGCCUAGAUUAGAUCGCGCUAGAAUGCAGUGGGAAACUUCGAAAAACCCCAAUUGCGAGAACUCUGCACCACAAACAACUAUUGAAUUGCCCGCUCGUUUAGAAUCUAUGCCUGUUUUGGCGCUUCAGGAGGUUUUGUGGAAGGACGUUAUUCUACGUGUGCCGUCGCGAAUUCAAUUUGUACUUCGGGCGCACGGCAAUCGAUCCCAGGAUUGCGACCUGCAACAACUCCCAGUUAUGCAAAGCUUGUUCAAAAAUAGCAUCAAGCCUCGCUAUGAGCUUUCGGAGUCUCGGGGCCGCAGAGGAGCAUACCUCGAGGACUCGCAAGGUUGGGACGACGUUCUCCGACUGCAAACGUCAAAUCAUAUGCAUAUAGACAUUCUGUGGCCCGCUCUCAAAUUGUCAUUGGCCUGUAGAGCUGUGGAAGUACCUUCAGAAACUUACAAACAGUUGCAGAACCAGUCAGUAUAUCACCCAGUGACAGGUGAUGCGAUGCCCAUAUUCGAGUCCCAAUCGGGGUCCAAUCAAGCGAUCGCGUUGACACCGCAGCUUAAUGCUGCCCACGCCAAAUUGUUUCCAAGUGAUUUACUCGCGAGCGUGGUAAUACCCUCACGGGUUUGCAACAAUGCGGAAUUGCGAGCUCUCCAGAAGCUGUGCGUUAGUCCAACAGGUUCCCAUGUUACGACUCAGAAGCAAACCCCACGCCCCUUCAAAACUGCUGAUGGUUUUGAAACUGAAAUAAGAAGCACAUCCAGGUUUUUCAGGGCUCUUGAAUCUGGCAGCUUCCGCCCCAACACCCGCAUCAUGAAGCGGCGCAUGUGCACAACUGACGUUCUCAGAGCCGUGGUCCUCUCCAAUAGUAUCACCGAGCAACAGCUCAAGGAAGAGUACUGUAAAGUUUCAAUUGUGUACUGCAUUUAUGAAAACUUGCGAAGGAUAAAGAAUCGCAUUAAUGACAUUGAGCCCAGCGGCGCGCCAACCGCUUUGACCCCAUGGGAUUCGCAAAUCCUUCGCGAUAUCAAUGAACUAAAUGAAAAUUGGGAUACGACGAGUAUACAAAGUCUUGUCAACAGCAAGGACCUUCUCGAUGCCUUUCUGGUCCGUUUGAAUAUAUAUAACGUGAUGAUUAAUGCCGAACUCAGGUCCAGUGCCAAGCAGGCGCCUGCCAUGAGUGAAAAACGCCAAAGAGCGAUUUUGCAAGUGCUGAGCACAGUGCUAGCUGAAUGUAAGGGCUUCCAGGAUCUUUUUCCGAAUCUCUAUUUUGAGCUGAAGCUCUUCACAGAUUCCAUCGACCGUGCUUCGAUGGUAUCUACUCAUCUGCCGGAGCAGACGGAGAGUUCACGUCGCGUUUUCGACACGGUCAUGGCUAUAGUUGGCAUGGAGGACAGCACUAUAGCGAAUGGUAGCUCUACACAAAAUUUCAAAGCCGUCUUGCUCGUCGACCAGUCUCUACCUGCAGACAUAGCACGGUUAUACCAGUUUUCCUCGAGACUCGAGCUGCAGAUAACCGACUCACUGGACGCAGUCACGAAAGUCAAAAAUGCCGAAUGUGUUGCGAAGCAAAUGAUCGACCAUGCCACAAUACUCUACUUAAUGAAAAGACCAGGUUUGGGCGACCCUGUCGCCCUGGGGGCCUCCAGGAGGCGACAGUGA
Molecule: messenger RNA, 1839 nt
Organism: Lachancea dasiensis
Lineage: Eukaryota; Fungi; Ascomycota; Saccharomycetes; Saccharomycetales; Saccharomycetaceae
Source: the annotation of a GenBank genome assembly